AUGUCUGUCAACCAAAAAGAAAAAAGCAACAGAAAUCGUGGUAAAAAUUUCGACAGUGGUGAAAUUCAGCUUCUGACUGAGCUAGUGGAAAAAAAUAUAGCCAUUAUAAAUAGCAAAUUCAGCAACACAUUGACGAAUGAAAAGAAGAAGGCUGUGUGGCAGAGCAUAACCGACCAAUUAAACGCUCUUGGUGUUGCUUGCAGAUCGGUUAAAGAGAUCAAAACAAAAUGGACCAACAUGCAUCAGUCUGCUAAACGUGAAUUUAGCGAUGCUAAAAUAAGCCAACGUAAGACAGGGGGUGGUCCGAUGGCAAAACCCUUGUCCGUGGUCAAUGAGAAAAUCGUGGAUUUAUUCAAGGACUCACCAUCCUUCAAUGGACUGUCAGGUUUCGAAACCCAGUCUUAUGGUGAUGGAAACAUGGAGUUAAUAGGUUCUCCUAAGACUGUGUCCCUCCUAUCUGAUUUGCUUAUACAUGUACCUCAACAUGACAAUAACGAACAAGUAUUAGAGGUUGACGUCAACCAUGUUCUCGUCACCAAGGACUCGGACGCAUCAUGUACUUCGCAGAAGACUGCAUUAGAACUUGAAACGAAAGAGCCAGCGUCUACAUCCCAAAGACCAAGCACUUCGGAAAGAGCAAGCGCUUGUACUACACAUCGCAAGAAGAUCAAGCCAGAGGAUGUGACUCGCAUGCAGUACGAGGUCUUGGUAAAGCAGAAGAACAAACUUGACGAACAAACUCUGUAUUAUAAACUAAUGAACAAGAAACUUAAAAUGGAAUUGAAUUUGACAAAUGAGGAUUGA
Messenger RNA from Ostrea edulis (European flat oyster), 804 nucleotides. RefSeq lists its product as uncharacterized. The transcript is spliced from 3 exons. Bases 1 to 804 code for a protein of 267 amino acids. Lineage: Eukaryota; Metazoa; Mollusca; Bivalvia; Ostreida; Ostreidae. Gene Ontology annotation, cellular component: nucleus. The record is from RefSeq and is a predicted model, not a curated record.